Messenger RNA from Alligator sinensis (Chinese alligator), 2118 nucleotides. It is a transcript of the gene TSPAN12, whose product is annotated as tetraspanin 12. The transcript has 7 exons. Lineage: Eukaryota; Metazoa; Chordata; Crocodylia; Alligatoridae. Gene Ontology annotation, cellular component: membrane. The record is from RefSeq and is a predicted model, not a curated record. The coding region runs from base 35 to 883 and encodes 282 amino acids.
UGUUGCAAAGAACUCAAAAAGACCACAACAGUUGAUGUCCAUUAGCGUGUUGGGUGUGUCUGCUUGGAUGAGGGACUACCUGAAUAAUGUUCUCACUUUAACUGCAGAAACAAGGGUGGAGGAAGCUGUCAUUCUGACUUAUUUUCCCGUGGUCCAUCCAGUCAUGAUUGCAGUCUGUUGCUUCCUUAUCAUCGUGGGGAUGUUAGGGUACUGUGGCACAGUGAAAAGAAACCUAUUGCUUCUUGUAUGGUACUUUGGAAGUUUGCUUGUGAUAUUCUGUGUUGAACUGGCCUGUGGUGUUUGGACAUAUGAACAGGAAGUAACGGUCCCAGUACAAUGGUCAGAUAUGGUCACUUUAAAAGCCAGGAUGACCAAUUAUGGCCUACCUAGAUACCAGUGGCUUACCCAUGCUUGGAAUUUCUUUCAAAGGGAGUUUAAGUGCUGUGGAGUAGUGUACUUCACUGACUGGCUGGAAAUGACAGAGAUGGACUGGCCUCCUGACUCCUGUUGUGUUAGAGAGUUCCCAGGAUGUUCCAAGCAGGCACAUCAUGAAGACCUUAGUGACCUUUAUCAAGAGGGUUGUGGGAAAAAAAUGUACACUUUCUUGAGAGGAACAAAACAAUUGCAAGUGCUGCGGUUUCUAGGAAUCUCUAUUGGAGUUACACAGAUUCUGGCUAUGAUCCUCACUAUUACUUUGCUAUGGGCUCUGUAUUAUGAUAGAAGAGAUCCUGGGACAGAUCAAAUGAUGUCCUUGAAGAAUGACACCUCACAACACCUGUCCUGUCAUUCAGUGGAGCUACUGAAACCCAGCCUGACAAGGAUCUUUGAACAUACAUCCAUGGCAAACAGCUUUAACACACAUUUUGAAAUGGAGGAAUUAUAAGUGCUGCAAAUGAUUUGGAGAAGUCGCAACUAUUUGUUGGUGUGUUUGCCUCUUCUACCCUUCAGGUUCAUCUUGGGUAUUUUUAACUAUUUCAGUCUUACUCAUCUAUUUCAGAUAAUGACUUAUGAACAGAUGGAGAGGCUCACAUGCAAGGACACUUGAAGAACUGUCUUUCAGCUUUUUAGAAAACCGUGAAAUGAUUAUUUUGCAUAUGAGAAGGAUUCACUGGGCACAGUAAUAUUUAACUUAUUGUCACAGGAUAUACACUGUGUAAGACACUAUUUCUUAUGCUGUUAGUGCUAAUGACAUUCUUAAAAAAAUGUAUCACAGAAAAAAAGAACUGUCUUCUAAAAAAAAAAAAUUGCUAUAUUUGUGGGAAAGCAAAAUGUGACUUCAGCUGAAAUAGACUUUUAAACAUAUUUUAACUAAGCCAUUGGGAAAAUGUCUUAAAAUGAUCAGGGAUAUACAUUCAUAUAAGUAAGUGUGUGUUUGUGUGUGUGUGAAUCAUAGAAUUACAGUUCAAGUAAAUGUGUUAAAGUUUGCAACAUGUGUUAAAAAGUGGGGGGGUACAAUUUUCUAACAGCACUUUUAUUUUAGCUGUUUCUUUUAAAGAUAUUCUAAAACCUCUAUUUUUAACAUAACUGUUUGAUUAAAAAAAAACAUAUUAAACAGAGGUUUUAAAAACCAUGAUUAUAGACUCUAUUAUUCUAAAUGUGAUCUAAUUUCUAGAAAAUCUUUUUUUUAAACCGAGUUUGUUCUUUGGAAUGGUUUAUGUGGUAUGGAUCAAUUUGGGAAUAACAUUUAUAGUUUUACCCCACCUUCUCCCAUUCCUCUACCCUCCCAAGCAAAAAUGAAAGACAGCAAAAUUCUUAUCUACUGGCUUAUUGUUCUGGAUGUAAUUGCAAUAAAUGUAAGAGCCUAAAAGAAGAAAUUAUACUAUGUCUUUUUCUUCAUUAAGAGCUCUCUGGUGACUCAAGUCACAAAAUGGAUGCAGAGUUAAAAUAUAUUUAUUGAGGUGGGAAAAGUGCAUUUUACUGUAUUUUUAUGAACAUUGUGUAUUUCUUAGGAUUAUUUUUAAAAUCAGCCAAGCUCUUGAAAAGUGUGUUUGCUCUAACAACUACCAUGUUUUGUGGUGAGUGCAUUUUUAUGAAGUAUCACAAUUGUAUAGAUCUUUCCACUUGUUUUGAACUUGUAAAAAAAAAAAAAAAAAAAAAAGUAAAGUGUGAUCUGGUAGA